Molecule: messenger RNA, 252 nt
Organism: Symbiodinium necroappetens
Lineage: Eukaryota; Dinophyceae; Suessiales; Symbiodiniaceae
Source: the annotation of a GenBank genome assembly
AUGCAGGCGGUGCAGUGGAUCACGUUCCUGUCUCAGCGCACCUUCCUUUUCGCAAUCGGAGCUCUGAGCGCCUUUGGAGCCAAGAAGGCUGGGGACCUUAAGCAAAGCAGCAUCUACCUGAACCAGCUGAUGGCCUUUGCCACCAUCUCCAACACGACGCUUGCCGGCAUAUCAGGGCAUUUAUGGUCUUUUGCUUACCCUAAAGCCCUAAACCCUAAGCCCCAAAACUGCCUUGAGAACCUUGAGCCCUAA